Molecule: messenger RNA, 1099 nt
Organism: Amoebophrya sp. A25
Lineage: Eukaryota; Dinophyceae; Syndiniales; Amoebophryaceae
Source: the annotation of a GenBank genome assembly
GGUAUAUCGUAGAAAGGUAACCAUGAGAAGAAGAGCGAAGAAAAACGGAAACUCAUGAAGAAAACGGAAGAAGCAAAAAUGAAAGAGAAAUUGAAAUAAGGAUGGGCGGCGAUGUAGCGGAAAUCUCAGGUUGAGUGGAUGCUAUGCUUCUAUGUGGAACUGGAAGAAAAACAAAAGCGAACCAGGAGGGGGAGCGAAAAAGAAGGAGCUGCAUAGAGAUGAAGAAGCGAAGAAUUAUAUCUAGCAUCUAGUAGCGUUAUAGUCUUCUUUCGUCAAUUUCCUUAGUGCCCAAUCAUGAUAUCUCUCAAUCGAAUUAAUAUUCAUGUUCUUUCCUUCUCCCUUCAUCAAUUAAGUUUAUAUCUGUAUAACGCACUAUAGCCAAGAAACAUUACCAGUACAUUUAACUCAAAUCCUUUUUCGUCUAUCCCUCCUCUUGCAUCCCUUCUUACACCUCCAUUUAUCACUUUCAGGUCCGUCAUUAGUGUAAUUCACUAGGAGCAACACCGAUCAGGAGAAUAGCACACAAGUAGGGCAAUGCGGUGAAAAUGGCGAAUCUACUGGUGGCUCCGCUGAUGGAAGAAAUUAAAAAUACGUAAAGCAAAAAAGGAAGAGGAGCGAGAAAGGAUGAACUGCAUGAAAAUGGACAAAUGAAGACUAGCUUAAGCAAAUAGUAGCGUUUAGUGUUCCUUCACCGAUUUCAUUAAUAUGCAUGUUUUUACUUAGCACAAAGCAUACGCUUAGUUCUCGUCAGCAAUCAGUUGCCGCGCAGCUCCACCUAGGGCCAAUGUGUAAAUGUUUGAGUUGAUUAAGCGGACAGCGCUCCGCCGCCCAUUCGUAGCAUUCAACAUAGGCGCGUAAUGGGGAGACGGGCAACGCCCCGGGUGGCAGGUACUAGGUAUGUAAUUGCUCCUGCCUUUGCUCCUAGUUCUUGAUCAUUGUAAAUCGUAGGGGCAGUAGCGUAGUUUGUUAAGGAGAUUAAGAACUCCCCUCUACGCCGGUAGCUACGCGGAAAAUAUGUAGGCUGGUACUGACUUAUCUGAGCUUGCUUGCACAGAGGUUUGGAUAUAUCGGAACUCGCCCGCGAUACAAAAAAAAAAAA